GGGGAUUGGCAGGCCGGGGCGCCCGUCUGGAGCCCUCCGCUCUCCCGCCCGGCCAUUGGCUGCGGAGCCGCGCCCGGGCGGGGCCUCGCGCCGUUACCCAGCGGUGCCUUGCGCGGGGCCCAGGCCUGGCCGCGCCGUGGGCGGGAUGGCGGUGGCGGUGCGCGCGCUGCAGGAGCAGCUGGAGAAGGCCAAGGAGAGCCUCAAGCACGUGGACGAGAACAUCCGCAAGCUCACGGGACGGGACCCCAAUGAUGUGAGGCCCCCCCAAAACAGACUGCUGGCCAUCACAGGCCCCGGUGGAGGUAGAGGGCGCGGGAGCUUACUGCUGAGGCGUGGAUUCUCGGAUAGUGGAGGAGGACCCCCAGCCAAACAGAGGGAUCUCGAAGGGGCAACCAGUAGGCUGGGUGGAGAACGUCGGACAAGAAGAGAAUCACGCCAAGAAAGCGACGCAGAAGAUGAUGAUAUUAAAAAGCCAGCGUUGCCAUCUUCUGUUGUUGCUACCUCCAAAGAACGAACACGUCGAGACCUUAUACAAGAUCAAAAUAUGGAUGAGAAAGGAAAAGCAAGGAAUCGACGUAUAUUUGGCUUGUUGAUGGGCACUCUUCAAAAAUUUAAGCAGGAGUCCACAAUUGCUACUGAGGGGCAAAAGAGACGACAAGAAAUUGAACAAAAGCUUGAAGUGCAAGCAGAGGAAGAAAGAAAGCAAGUUGAAAAUGAAAGGCGAGAACUCUUUGAAGAAAGACGUGCUAAACAGACAGAGCUGCGGUUACUGGAGCAAAAGGUUGAGCUUGCGCAGUUGCAAGAAGAAUGGAAUGAACAUAAUGCUAAAAUAAUUAAAUACAUAAGAACAAAGACAAAACCCCACUUAUUCUACAUACCUGGCAGAAUGUGUCCUGCUACGCAGAAGUUGAUGGAAGAGUCACAGAAAAAGAUGAAUGCACUCUUUGAAAGCAGGCGAAAUGAAUUUGCAGAGCAGAUUAACAAAAUGGAGGCCAGACCCAGAAGACAAUCUGUGAAGGAAAAAGAACAUCAGGAGGUGCAGAAUGAAGAAAAGAAGGAAGAACAGAACAAGGAGCAGGAAGAGGGUAAGGUGGCUCAGCAGGUGGAAGAGAUGGAGACAGGUAAUCAGCACAAUGAUGUAGAAAUGGAGGAGGUAGGGGAGGAAAAGGGAAAAACAGGUUCAGGGCAUAGUGAUGCAGAGAAAGAACAGGAAGAGGAUGAACAGAAACAUGAAAUGGAGGUUAAAGUAGAAGAGACUACCAAGGUGAGGGAGAAUGACAAGCAGCAGGAUAGUCAGCAUGAAGAGGUCACAGUUGCAAAAGAGGAAGGUGAAAACAUUCAGCCAGUGGAUAAUGAACAGGAUGUGGCUGAAAUGAAUGAGGCAGAUAGCGUAGAACCUGUAGAAAAUGAAAAUGGCAAAGAAGCAGAACCAGAAACAGAGUGUGAUGCUCAGCCAGAACAAGUGUGUGAUGUUCCUUCUCCCAAGAAGGAGAAAGCUUCUAUUUCUGGUUUGAUACCUGAACCUGAAGGAAAGCAGGAGAAGGCACCUGAAGCUCAGGCAGAACCUGUGGCUGAGACUUUAUCUCAGCCACAGUCUGUGCCACUGCCACAGUCACCUCAGUUGUCUCAGUCCACUCAGGAUACAGAGCCCCAAGCAGACAAGGAUGAAAGUGCUGUGGUAUCCGUAAAGGUGAUUGAGGCACAGACAGAGCAGAGUCAGACACUGAGUGUAGAAAUUAAGAGUAAGACUAGGAGUAGAAGCAGGGGUAGGGCGGGGAACAAAACUGGUAAGAAUCAUAGCCGUAGUAGCAGCAGCAGUAGUAGCAGUAGCACUUCCAGCAGUACAAGUACUGGAAGUAGUUCCAGCACCGGCAGCACUAGCAGCCGGAGUAGUUCCACCAGCAGCAGCACUACAAGUGGAAGUACUACCAGGGGCAGUAGCAGCAGUAGCUCUAGCAGUAGUGAAAGUAGAAGUCGAAGCCGAGGAAGAGGGCAUAACAGAGAUAGAAAACGCAGAAGGAGCGCAGAUAGGAAGCGAAGGGAUGCUUCAGGAGCAGAUAGAAGUCACAAGUCCUCAAAAGGUGGGACUAGAGAUACUAAAAGCUCAAAGGAUAAAAGCUCAAGAUCUGACAGAAAGAGGUCAAUAUCAGAAAGUAGUCGGUCAGGCAAGAGAACUUCACGGAGUGAAAGAGACCGUAAAUCAGACAGGAAAGACAAAAGGCGUUAACAGAAGAGACCAAGCUUCCUUAGCCUAAUCUUUGCAGCAGAAGAUUAUUUGAGUGGAAGGAUUCCUUGUAAGGAGGAGGAGAAGGCUGCCUUAAGAAUUGCAUGCUGUAAAAAAUCUUUUGAAAAAAUGCAGACUGUUUACCAGGCAUUCUUGUACUUUUUACAUAAUUUUGUAAAAGGUUACUUACCAAUAUUAUGUGAAGAUCCCGAAAAUGUAAAAAUAAAAGAUUAACACUCCUUUGCAUCUUUUUUUUUAAAUACCGUGUACUCACUAAGACCCUCUGUAUAUUUUAGUAGGUAAAGUUUUAAGUAAUGUGAUCACUUCUUCUGUAUCGUGUGCUUUUUUUUUUUUGGUAGAAAUAAAUGUACGUUUUAAAUAAAUUGUUUGAGAUGUCCUGUUGACAAUUAAAUUCUCCUUUUAGAUCAUAUGUAGGGAGGCAAUGUUGCAGGAAAGGGAUAAUUUUGCUUUUCCCGCUAUUCCUUGCAAGAACGGGAAUCUUAAGACCCAGAAAAGGGAUUAAUCUCUCCAGUGCUGGGCAGGAAGGGAAAGUAUCCGAUUUGGAUCCAUACCUUUUCUCUUCUGUAAUCACGAGCUCUUAAUCAAUUCUAUCUUCCAGUUUUAUAAACUUUUUCCUAUCCAUAGGCAAGCAGUGAUUAAAUGGGAAUGUUAACUCUGGUCAAGAUAGCUCAAGUCAGUCUGGAAUACCACUCUUUUCUGCCUUCUGCAGGUGCUGUGGUAGUGUGUAUGUACAUCUAUGUUCUGGAGACAGUUAAUCUGUUUAAUGAUGGUCCUUGCUCUGAUGGGCAGUUAUUUUAGUUUCAGACUAAUCUUUGAUCCCUUCAUACCACUAGGAAUAAGUACAUUGCAGUGUUGGCGUUAUCUGGGACUACCUAAUGCUAAUGUAGUGUGCGUGCAAGAAUGCUUUCUGAAUGUAUUUAAUACAACUUAAAGUGGUAUGGUGUUAUCUAUGAAGACAAAUGCU
Molecule: messenger RNA, 3209 nt
Organism: Cuculus canorus (common cuckoo)
Lineage: Eukaryota; Metazoa; Chordata; Aves; Cuculiformes; Cuculidae
Gene: PNN
Product: pinin, desmosome associated protein
Exons: 9
Coding region: 146-2227 (693 amino acids)
Cellular component (GO): catalytic step 2 spliceosome
Source: RefSeq, a predicted model, not a curated record